AUGAACAUGUCGCUCCAGGAAGAAAAUGCGGGAGGGCCGACGGGUCUCCAGCUAGACAUAAUGCCACAACAGAAUGAGGUCACCGAGCCGAAUGAAGAUUGGACAGGAGUGACUUCCAGCAAAGAGCGGAGAAGACUCCAGAACCGCCUGAACCAGAGGGCGCACCAAAACAGGCCGCCGGUCGAAUACGUAGCAGAAGCCGGGCCCUCAACCUCGGGCCGGGCCGCGGCUCCGGCUCUGGCCUCCGGCAGCGGAGCGGGAACCGGAGAAGCAGCAGCAGCAGUCGAGGAUGAGGUCGCAGAUGACGGCUACACGCUUCUCCCCUGCGCUCAAAAGAGAGCGCGGAUGAGGGACGCCGGCAUCCAGGCCAGACGGAACCUCGCGCUGGGGACGCCGCAGCCGGUGCAUCUGCCGCUCGUCGUCGGGCUCAACCUCCUCACGGCGCUCGCGCGCAACACGCGGCUGAUGGGCUUUGACAAGCACUCCAUCUGCUACGACGAGUACAUCUCCCCCUUCAACCUGCAGGGGCCCGGCCUCCCCUGCGCGCCGCGGGACGCGUCCUCGUGGCCGCCGUUCCUGCACCCGACGGAGGCGCAGUUCACGAUCACGCACCACCCGUUCCUCGACGUGUUCCCCAUCCCCUCGCUGCGGGAGAACGGCAUCCGGGCCGAGGAGCUCGGCUUCUUCGACGAGGACGACUUCUGCAGGGACGUCUUCAGCACCGACGACGACCCGGACGGCCCCCGGCUGCUCGUCUGGGGCGAGUCCUGGGACCCGCGCGGGUGGGAGGCCAACGUGCCCUUCUUGAAGAAAUGGGGCUGGCUCGUCCGCGGGUGCCCCGAGCUCUUGGAGGGCACCAACUACUGGCGGCAGAGGAGGGGGGAGAAGAAGCUGAGGUUCAUCACGGCCGGCUGA
Messenger RNA from Colletotrichum higginsianum IMI 349063, 915 nucleotides. RefSeq names its product Aryl-alcohol dehydrogenase. Bases 1 to 915 code for a protein of 304 amino acids. The record is from RefSeq and is a predicted model, not a curated record. Lineage: Eukaryota; Fungi; Ascomycota; Sordariomycetes; Glomerellales; Glomerellaceae. The transcript is spliced from 2 exons.